CACAGUUAAGCACGCGUUCUUAGUUCAUCGUGCACGGGUUUUGUUGUGUUAUUAUUGUAUUAUUUAUUCUGUAAAAAUAUCAUAAUCGCGUUAAACUAAAGUGUACCCUCUGAUCAUCCAAGACGUCGCCGGCAAGAUACGACAGCCACGGUACAGGUAGGAUGCGCACUAAUAAACGCAACCGCCACGGCCAGCCAGAUGGGCUAGGGUCUACCCGAUAGAGGAAGGAUAACAAAAUAUCAAAGAAUCAGCUGACCUGAAAUUCUUUCUCGAAAACGUUGCUAGCUCCUAUACUAUAAGCAAAAGAAGUAUUGUAAUCGAGGGUUUGUGACUUUUUAUAAUUUUCUCUUUAUAAAUUUUUGUAAUUUUCAAUUCAGGGGGUCGAUUCUCGAGCUCGUUCGCAAAGAUGCGAGUACGAAGAGAUGCGCAUGCCAAGAUGCUAUUCGAAACGAAAAUCCGUCUUCUUGAACGAGAUUCUGUUCGAGUGCGGAUAUGGCAACAGCGGCAAAAUACAGAGGAAAUGCAAUGGUUGGCAGAACUCACGCGGUGUCGGUUUGAAUCCAAGAACGACUGUUUUAAUCUGUUGCCUCCAAAUUCAAAACCGUUCGGAAGUUGGCCACUUGCGUAUGCGGAACUUAUUCGAACGAGUUCGAGAAUCCACCCCCAGUUCUUUAAGGUUGUUAGCCGACGACUAAUGAUGUUUUGUAUUAUGAUUAUAGGAUUUGACGAUGUGGAAAUAGAUUUUUUUUUUGGGGCCUGCUCAGAAGAUGAAGACGGGGUGCCCCAGGGCACCUUUUCUCCUGAGCGGAUACAGGACCUAUAUCGCGAGGCGCGGCGGCUCCACUUUUCGUCACCUCGUAAGGAUUUUCUUUUUAUACGAGGAGGAGCGGCUGCGGCUCCUGCGAGAUUAGGGUGUGACGAGAUCGAGAUCGAGCUCUCCUUCGGGGUCUCCUCAGAAGAAGAGUAUGUAGAGGCCGAAGGCACUUUCUCCCUUGAAUGAGCUCUACCGUGAGACGCGGCGGCUCCAUUUUUCACGAGGGCAUCGCGAUCGCGGCGGUCGCAGGCGAUCUGCGGCACUUCGAUCCGACGAUGUGGAAAUCGAUUUCUUUUUUGGGGCCUCCUCAAAAGAUGAAGAUGGGGUGCCCCAGGGCACCUUUUCUCCUGAGCGGAUACAGGACCUAUAUCGCGAGGCGCGGCGGCUCCACUUUUCGUCACCUCGUAAGGAUUUUCUUUUUAUACGAGGAGGAGCGGCUGCGGCUCCUGCGAGAUUAGGGGUGUGACGAGAUCGAGAUCGAGAUCGAGCUCUCCUUCGGGGUCUCCUCAGAAGAAGAGUAUGUAGAGGCCGAAGGCACCUUCUCCCUUGAAUGAGCUCUACCGUGAGACGCUGCGGCUCCAUUUUUCACGAGGGCAUCGCGUUCGCGGCGGUCGCAGGCGAUCUGCGGCACUUCAGGCGUCCCGGCCAUCGACCUCCUCGGGUGACGGGCAGCAAAAGAAACAAAAUAAACCAUAAACGUUAGCUUUACUUAGUUGUGUGUUUUUUUUUUUUUUUUUCUUGGAGAAUAAACUUUUUUUUUGAGUA
Molecule: messenger RNA, 1579 nt
Organism: Zophobas morio
Lineage: Eukaryota; Metazoa; Arthropoda; Insecta; Coleoptera; Tenebrionidae
Exons: 6
Coding region: 407-1000 (197 amino acids)
Source: RefSeq, a predicted model, not a curated record